Gadus morhua (Atlantic cod) is the source of this 2872-nucleotide messenger RNA. Its product is annotated as RNA-binding protein 4B. The transcript has 5 exons. Lineage: Eukaryota; Metazoa; Chordata; Actinopteri; Gadiformes; Gadidae. Gene Ontology annotation, molecular function: mRNA binding. The record is from RefSeq and is a predicted model, not a curated record. Gene Ontology annotation, cellular component: nucleus. The coding region runs from base 149 to 1240 and encodes 363 amino acids.
UCCUCCCAAACCCUGUGACGCUACAGUAUGUUGCAUACGUCAUUGCGUACGUAGUACAAGCCAAGACGCACGCAACGUCAGCCUCACUCGACGGUGUUCGACUCCGUAGUUGUUCGGGCAGUCUUGAGGUCGUCGCUGAGCCGUUACUAUGGUGAAGAUCUUCAUUGGGAACAUUGCCCAAGAGGCGGAGAAGGAUGAGCUGGAGGCUCUGUUCACGCCGUACGGCCAGGUCACAGAGUGUGCCAAGUACAAGAACUACGCCUUCGUUCACAUGGAUGACCGGAAGUCGGCCACCAAAGCCAUCCGCGAGCUGCACGGCCACAAGCUCCACGGCAGGCCCAUCAACGUAGAGCCCAGCCGGGGAAAGAACAACGGGCCCGUGAAGCUUCACAUCGCCAACGUGGAGAAGGGCCACGACGACGAGCUCCGCGCGCUGUUCGAGGAGUACGGAGACGUGUCCGAGUGCGCCAUCAUCAAGAACUUCGCCUUUGUGCACAUGCCCAACAGCGAGGAAGCGAUGGACGCAAUAAAGGGACUGGACAACACCGAGUUCCAGGCCAAGCGCAUCCACGUCCAGAUGUCGAGGAAUCGCCCGCGGGGCGGAGAGGAGGAGGAGGAGUACCCUCCGCCCAUGCACCGGGGAGGUUACUUCCCUCCCCGGCAUUACCCGGGACCGGACCACCCCGACAUGCACUACAGAGGGCGCAUGCAUGGGUACCCUCCUCCCCCACCCCCGCCACCUCCUCCGCGUCGGCCUGCCUACCCGGAGCACCCGUACGGCGGCGAGCGGGACGGAUACAACGUGGUCGACUACUACGAGAAGUACCGGGCAAGACCCUACGCCCCGGCGCCCUACGCCUCCGCCGCCCCGCCUUCCUACCCGGCACCCCCGUCCUACGCCACGGCGCCCUCCUACGCCCCGGCGCCCUACAUGGACAGGCGGGCACCCCCCAUCCCACCACCACCCCCCUCUGCGAGGGAGCGGCCCUACGACCCCUACGAUGGUCGUUCCCUGGGCGCCCCUCCUCCACCCACUUCGGCCGCCGCCUACUACGCCAGGGACAGGAGUCCCAUCCGGCGCACUCCUCUCCCCACCCCGCCGCCCCCCUCCGGCAACGGCUACUCGUACGAGAGGUCCCGGCUGUCACCGGUGCCCCGGCCCCCCAUGUACGCGCUGCCCCGACCCAGGGACCCGUACGGAGCUCCGCCGCCGCCGCCGCCACGCUAUGCUGGCUAUUAGCAUCGCUGGAAAGCAAGAGAGACCCAAGGUUUAGACUAUGUCAAGAUCGUCGUCUGCUGAUGCACGUGGCGCUAUACCCGCAACCCCCCCUUCGAACCGCCCACUGUAGUCUACGGCGGAUUGCGUUGCGUUCGCCAUGAGGCUUCACGGAAGCGACUAUUGCGGAAGUGUCCGUAAUUUUUAAACCAUUCGAUGGCUUCGAAUCACACGUCCUCAUCCUUGGGCUGAUGUUGGCGCCUUUCUUUUGAUUAUUAUUUUGUUGUCAUGUUUGUUUUACUAUUCAGAAUUCUACUGUUUGCAGUUUACUGGUGAAGGUGCCUCAUCUACUUAAACAAAACGUCAAUCGACAAAAAUAUCUAUUUUCUGCUUUUCGGUCAUUAUUUUAUAUAGACUAAGAAAACUGUGACUUAAUUUGUUCGUCAGUUAAAUAACCGAUUUGUGUGAGACAAUUUAUUCGUAGGGCUUUCUGUUUGUUCUUUUUCAAAAUGCUAUGAAUUGUUUCUAGUCACAGGAAUCAUGCCGUUGUAGUGGCGUUGUAAUCAUAGCGCUUGUCACAGAUUGUUCAACUUUAACAGUCCAUAUAUUUGCGACGCAUGACGAAUCACAUUUCCACUGUUGUUCUAAAAUUAGAAUUUUUUACUUUUGCGGACAUUGAAUCUUUAAUACAUCUAGCAACGACAUGUAUGAUUUUAUUUUCCUCAGACCUCUUUUCAUUUUCAAGUCUUUUAAAUAAACACAUGUUACCAACAAAGAAUUCGGCGUUCCUACUCGCAUCAUUGCAUCGAUCAUAGGUGAGGCCUUCUAGUCCAAGUUUCAUUUUUUAACUAUCCUUAAUUUCGUAACUAAACCUUGUUUCAAUUUAAGCAAUUGAGCCGUAAUUGCUAGCUCCGAUAUGGUCGCGUGUUGCUACGACAACUGUUAAUAAACAAAAAAGAUGUACAUGUAUCAAUUGUGUAAUUCCCAUCAUGCAUAUUUCUCACGCAUUUGCCAUUGACCUUUGCUUCCCCUUCUCACUGCACUUAACCCUUCACCCCAUUGUUUGGCGCUACCUACUCUGGUAUCCUCAGUGUUUGUGCUCUUUGUAGGUUACCAUACCCCUCGCCCCCUGCACAGGGGUUGACGUAACGCUAUGCCAGGAGUCGGCGCUACACGGUAAGUGUCCAUCAGGAGACCCCUCUGACAGGAUGAGCUGGGUAGGUACUACACCAAAAUGACCUAUCUGUGACAUCCCGCGCACAUCCCGCCCUCUGGUUUAAACUGUCUGUCUGUACCCUGAUCUCUCACCGCAGGGGAGCCGUCGUGGGAAGGCAGCGGUGGCUUGCGGCCAGCUGAACUGUAUUGGCUGAGCGCCAGUCAGGACGAGCGCUGAUGGGAAUCUACGUGUAGGCUUCAAAGGCAGCCGAUACGGUCGCUUACUCCAUGGAAAGGAUGUGAGGCUGACGGAUCAGAACCACUACAUCAAAAACCAAUGUAGAUCAGUGAUGCAGUCAUGAUCCACCCAUAAUGAAUGCAGAUGAAAAGGCACAGAUGCUGAUCAUGGUGGGUGUCUGUUCUGUCUGGGAAAAUGUACACAUCCCCACACCUGAUGCAUAAAAGCACGUAAUAAACAUGUUUUUAUGAUUAGACCUAAAA